UCGAGUUUGUUUUGUUUUCUUUUUUUGAAAACGCUAUGUUAGUCUGCUAAAAUACUUGAUUAAACUUUUUUUAUUUUAUUUAUAUUAUUCUGAAUUUUCUGUAUUACUUUAUAAGACAGAAACCUUGUUUAUGAAGAAUUUUUUCUUCAUUGAUUCUAAAAAGAAAAUUCCUGUACAUUUUUUUCAUAUCUAGUCAUGGGUGCAAGUACAGUAGAAAUCGGUUGCAGAAUACAUUGUGAUGGUGAAUAUGGUACAGUUCUUUAUAUAGGCCCAAUAUCUGGAAUGGAUGGUACCUGGCUGGGUAUAGAAUGGGACAAUCCAUCCCGUGGUAAACAUAGUGGAUCUUAUAAGGAUGUAACUUAUUUUACCACCAGAGUUCCAAAUGCUGGUAGUUUUAUUAAGAUUUCUAAAGCAGACAAUGGGAUUUCAUGUCCAGCUGCUAUAAGGAUCAAGUAUGGAAAAGCAGAUGAUUCUACUGUGAUACCAAAGUUAAUUAACUUGCCUCAAAAAUCUGGACAAGAAAGACAUAUUGAAAUGGUUGGCAUGGCAAAGAUCAUGGGGAAACAGAGCAAUUUCUCUCAACUGACAGAUAUUGUUCUAACGGGUAUGCUUGUUAAUGGACCUGGCAAAGAGAAUGAAUUAAAAGAGCUUGUACCAAAUGUUAGAGACCUUGACUUAUCACAAAAUUUGUUUUCUACAUGGGAUGCUGUGAAUGGUAUUGUGAAGCAGUUACCAUACCUCUCCAUCCUAGUACUUUCUAAAAAUCGAUUGAGGAUUUUUGAAGGAGAAGAAACAAUACGAGAAAUUUACAAGUCACUAAAAAUGCUUGUUUUAAAUGAUGUUGCAUAUUGCUGGAAAGAGAUUCUAUCAUGUGCUGUUCUGUGGCCUUUUAUAGAACAAUUGUGCGUCUUGGACAAUGGCAUAACAACUUUAGAAGCUCCAACUUUUCCAAUUUUUUCUAAAUUAAAAUUACUUAGUUUAGAUAAUAAUCCAUUGAAGAAUUGGAGUGAAGUAAAUAAAUUAGGUGACUUAAUGAAUUUAGAAGAAAUUCAUUUAGACAAUACAUCCUUAGAAUCUAUUGAAUUUCCAGAUGCUUCUCCUAUUGAAAAAACAAAUUUUUUUCCAAGUUUAAAAGUGCUCUCCAUAAAAAAUAACAGAUUUGAAAGGUGGCAAGAUAUUGGAGAAUUAAAUAAACUGAAAAGUUUAAGGAACCUAAUGGUUAAUAAUAAUCCUAUUAUUCUAUCAGUAAAUCCAGAGACAGCUAGGCAAUUGAUUAUUGCAAAAAUUCAAGGACUUGAAAUAUUAAAUCGAACACAGAUUGAGAGGUCAGAGAAGAGAGGCGCUGAACUGGAUUACCUUAAAAGGUAUCGAAAUGAAUGGGUUACAAAUUAUGGAAAUGGAACUCAGAACAAGCUUUCAGAUUCUUUCAUGACAGAACAUCCUACUUACAUCAUGCUGCUUCAAAAGCAUGGAGCUGCUGAUGAAAAUGAAGUCAAAGAGCAAAGUGCUUUAAUAAAAGAUAAUUUGAUUUGUGUAAAAAUUUUCAGUCCAAACAUGCCUGAUAAGCCUAUGCUAAUUAAAAAAUUACCUGCUGAAAUGACUGUUGGUAAAUUGAAAGCUCUUGUUAAAAGAAUGUUUAAAGUAGCAGCUCAAGAAGUAACACUUACACGUCUAUUUAAAGAAGAUGAAUCUCAAAAAACAGAAAUGGACAAUAACCUUAGACAAUUAUCUUUCUAUUCAAUUUCUGAUCAAGAUAAAAUUGCUGUGGAAUGGUGAAAAUUAAAACAAUUGAAAGCUUCAAAAAACUCUUGCCGUUGUUGUACUAUAUUUGCAUUGCUCACAAAUUUUAUUUUAGCCUGCUUUGUAAAUUAUAUUUUUAUUACUAAUAAAUCAUGUUUUUAUA
Argiope bruennichi is the source of this 1903-nucleotide messenger RNA. It is a transcript of the gene Tbce, whose product is annotated as tubulin-specific chaperone E-like. Gene Ontology annotation, molecular function: alpha-tubulin binding. NCBI's taxonomy places the organism in Eukaryota, Metazoa, Arthropoda, Arachnida, Araneae, Araneidae. The transcript is spliced from 15 exons. Gene Ontology annotation, biological process: protein folding. The coding region runs from base 196 to 1776 and encodes 526 amino acids. The record is from RefSeq and is a predicted model, not a curated record.